UCCUUAAAGUAAAAAAAAACCCAACCAAUCCGCCAUUAUUUCGUUUCUGGCUAUGCCACAUAGAGCAGAACAAGUGAGGGAAGAGUAAACGUUUUGGUCGUUUUUGGUAGAGAGAGGAAACUUGGGUGAUUUGUUUCCGCCGUUCGCUGUUUUGUUGUUUGCGAUCGACAGUCAUUUACUGCAAAAUUAAGGCACGAAGGCGAUUACUCAGCCUGGUUCUCAGACAGUCCAAGAGCGCGCUCGUGAUUUUGACGGAUAUUUGAGCAAUUGGAUUCAGAGAUAUUCAUCAUUCUGUGAGUUUCUCUAUAUUUAUAGCAACAAAAUCUGGAUGUUGUGCUGAGAAAGGCUUGGAAGCCAUAGAUCCUGCAAAGAUGUGCAUGAUACGUACGAAUCUUCAAGGCAAUAACUCGCUGCAAAAAAGGCAGAUCGUACUUGAUUGGCUAUGUAGACAUGCCAAACCAAAUGAAAGUGACCUUCAAAGCAUCCCUUAUUAUCUUAGUGGAUACAAAGUAUGCAGUACAGCAUACCGCGUGGUUUUUGGACUUAGCGCAGCAGCUUUAAAUGAAACGUUUCGCAAUUUUCACGCUGGUGUGAGAGUUUUGCAAAAAUCAAGGAGCAAGAACUUAAGUCACAAGAGACUCAUGGCCGAAACUUGGAUGGAAGCAUUCUUCAAAAGGAUUGGCGAUAAGAUGCCUGACACGGGAGCAUUGUAUCUUCCAAGCUUUCUGGACAAAACCAUCAUGUUUGGUUAUUUGAAAGCUGAUAUGGAAGAUGAGAAUGAAGAUGUCAUCCAUUACAGUACUUUUUGUCAUCUCUUGAGAGAUGUGUUUCCUAUUGUUAAAAUACCCAAGGUAAACCGAUUUACAAGAUGUGCAUGA
This is a messenger RNA of Stylophora pistillata, 878 nucleotides long. RefSeq lists its product as uncharacterized. NCBI's taxonomy places the organism in Eukaryota, Metazoa, Cnidaria, Anthozoa, Scleractinia, Pocilloporidae. The record is from RefSeq and is a predicted model, not a curated record.